UUUGAGUUUGUUUGUGAUCGAAGAAGAUGAAGUUUGGGAAGGAGUUUGCAGCACAGAUGGUGCAAGAAUGGAAGGAAGCAUACAUGGAUUACAGUAAUCUGAAAUCGAUAUUGAAAGACAUCUUAAGAUUCAAACAACAAAACAAGCCACCAACGACGAUGGCAACAGGAACGAGAAAAGGGUCAUUGAAGAGAACGGUAACGCUUUAUAGGGCAUUUAGUGGAUUGACAAAUAAGUAUAAGCCAGUUUCGUCAAUGAAGAACCAUGAGGACGAAGUUAUAUUAGUGAGCGCGGUUCAAGAAGGAGGGGUUGAAGGGGAUUACCAGACAAUGUUUCUUAGGUCAGGUGAAGAAGGAGGUGAGUUUGAGAUGCUUUUCUUUAGGAGACUUGACGAUGAGUUCAAUAAGAUUGUUAGGUUUUAUAUGAAAAAAGUUGAAGAAUCUAUGGUGGAAGCUGAUGAGUUGAGUAAGCAAAUGAAUGCUUUGAUUGCUCUAAGGAUUAAGGUUGAUAAUCCAGUUGUGGGAGGAACUGAUAUGGUUGAUCUUGCUGAUCAUGGGUUUUCUUCAAAUCGUCAUCAGUGGCUCAUUCCAUCAAUGGGGAAAGCAUGGACGGGCUCGGAUGGAUGCAACCGAGAUGAGCAGUGA
This is a messenger RNA of Hibiscus syriacus, 644 nucleotides long. Its product is annotated as phosphate transporter PHO1 homolog 9-like. Gene Ontology annotation, molecular function: inositol hexakisphosphate binding. The record is from RefSeq and is a predicted model, not a curated record. NCBI's taxonomy places the organism in Eukaryota, Viridiplantae, Streptophyta, Magnoliopsida, Malvales, Malvaceae. Gene Ontology annotation, biological process: phosphate ion transport; cellular response to phosphate starvation. Gene Ontology annotation, cellular component: trans-Golgi network; Golgi apparatus; cytoplasm. The transcript has a single exon. Bases 27 to 644 code for a protein of 205 amino acids.